This is a messenger RNA of Schistosoma curassoni, 8693 nucleotides long. NCBI's taxonomy places the organism in Eukaryota, Metazoa, Platyhelminthes, Trematoda, Strigeidida, Schistosomatidae. The record is from the annotation of a GenBank genome assembly.
GAACUGAAAUUGAGCUAGUGUUUGGCGCGCAGAAUUUGAAGUUAAGCUUUGUGUAACCAAAAUGGGACUUACUCGGGCUAAAGACGGCAAUCCGUCUACCCGCUUUUAUGAAAAUCCAGAAAUUAUUGCUACUUUUGACCCAGUGAGAAUCUGGUUGACAAGAAAUCACAAAAAGUAUACACAAACUGAGCCUCCUACGAAUAAGAGUCUAGCUACUCUGUGUUUUCAAUUGCUACAGUUUCAGGAAACCAAUUUCACAAGUACUGUAAGUCAUUUCAUCAACCCUCUGAUUUAAUUUUUUUAAAGUCGAGGACUUUUAUGAAAAUACCUUUUAAAUGCUUCAUGGAUUUCAAACCUGGUGGUGGUUUAUGCCACAUAUUCCUAACGUGUCUAAAGUUCCGUCACGAGAAUAAUUGGAAAAAAAUAGACCUUACUUCAUCCUCCAGAACCGAGAAACAUCUGGAAAUGUUCUCAGUUAUCGAACGUGAACUACUAACCUACAAGUGCAUGGAGAAACCAGUUGUUUACAUUUCCCCGUUGGUUGAAAAGACCUUAAAUUCAAAACUAAGGGAAUCUGCAAAACGAUUAAAUAUCUCUGUUGUCGAGUCACCUUCUGAGGCUACACAUAUUCUACAUCAACCUCCCCUGAAUUGGCCUGGUGAUAGUCGAGAUGACUUUCUGGUUCAACGUUUCCGAGUUUUGUUCCAUGAAGGUCGAGGAGUACUUUUGCACUGGUUAUACUCACCCGCUUCAUAUACUACAUGGUAUACAGGUCUGCAAUCUGAAUGGUCCAGUGAUACUGAAACCUCAUAUCUCGAAAAUGAAAAUCAAUGGGAUGUAGAUGCUCGUUGGCUUCUGUAUUCAGACGAAAUGUAUGAAUGGAUGGUUGAAGAAGAUUUUUUAGUGCCAACGUCUUCUGUGAAACCAAGACCAACAUACUCACGUAAGUUGUUGAUGAUAGAUCAUUUCUAUUUUGUCAUAAUCAUUUUAACGAACUUCUAAAUUAAUUUUCCUCAUACAUAUUUUCAUCCUUCUAAAAAACAAUGUGUUGUCGGAAAAACAGUUGCAUUCAUGAUUGUGAAAAGAGUCACUUUUAAUAAAUUCUGAAUGAUUUGGAUAUUUUCGUCUUUUUUGUACGCCUCUUUCAUAAUGAAGUCAGUAUAAACAUGUGAUUUCCACAUCUUGUUGUAAGCAAUGUUGUUAAGGCAAAAGUAAAAGUGAACUUAAGAUAGUCAUUGAAUGGCAUUAUUUGUCCGAGCAUCAAUUUGAAACGAGUAUGAUUCGAAUAUUAGGUUUUUCGACUAAAGAUUUCUUACAGGAAAAUACAUAAUCAUCUCAAUUACCAGCAUGUCCAUAGAAAGCUUAAACCGUUAACUCUACAUCGUAGUUCUAAUCCUAAAUUCUUAACUCUUUGUCUUAAUCUCAACCCUGAAUCACUAGCACUACCUCUUGAUCCUAACCCUAAAUCUUAGUUCUAGACCAUAAUACUAAACCCAGUUCCUAGUCCUAGCAUUAUAAAUUGGUCACUCGUAUUCACUGUACUCUGAUUAGCUGAGUGUGUUAAGUUUUCAUAUGUCACUCAAUUAUCUUAAACCUCACCCUUCUAGUUCACCUUUACCAUUUCUUUUUCAGUUUUAUCUUAGAUUUUUAGCAAAAUUCACAUAUUGACACGAUGUUCAAGAAUUAGACCUAACAAUUAGGUCCUAAUUGACUGGGGAGUGAUUAACCUUUAAAAUGGUCUUUUCUAGUCGUUUACGACAUUUUGCCAUGUUUAUCUUGAAUUGUUUUUUUGUAUUAACCAUGUCACUUUGUCACAAAAGAAAGCUAUUCUUCUUACUGAUGGUCCUGUCUUUGAUUUUGAAUUAUUCGGGGGCCUGCAUCCAUAAUUCGUUCUCAUUCGCAGUCAUCUAUCAGCGACAUCAUAUCGUUCCGUUCAUUUGUCGAUAAGCAUUCUACUCGUUGAUUUUGACAAACGAAAAUUUGUUCAUCGAAUCCUAAGGGAUUUCCAUAAUGCUAGUCCCCAAAUGCCCUGGUACGGCCGAGAAUGGGGAGAGUCCGCUGUCCCUCUCCAAAUGCUCUCACAUGGCCACGCGUAUAUAGCCUCUGCCAGGGAAGUCCUACUCACUGCAUUCUCGUGGCGUGGGUGUUGUUUACAAAAAUGAGAGGACGAAAAGCGAAUGUCCGGUGCUUUAACCGGAUUCCAAACUGAUGGUGCACAUGGGCUCCAGUAUCCUGAGGGAACAAAUGGCGUAUGAACCAAUCGUUGGUCACCGGCUUCCAUGGGACCGCAUCUCCUUACGAUGCUCCACUGCCUUGUGGAUCAGACCUUCAGGUCGAAGGCUCGGGGAGUGGCCCCCUAAGAAAACCACCUGAUUCGUUUUGGGCACCCGAGCAGUAUCACAGCCCCCACACAUAUCGAAUGAGAUUUGUGUGGCGCAUAUGUCUUUUCAUUUGGUCUCCAAUUAUUCCCCCAACUUCGUGCUUUCGAUGCACUGAAACUGUUCACUCUGUCUGACAGUUGUAGCAACUUUAAAGUCAUGCUCCCCUAUACACUACUUGCAAACAAUCCUGUGAGUAGCGCCCGCUACAGUACUAGACAAAUGUGACAAGUCAGUUGAUAAAGCUAUGAAUCUUAACAGAUUGAGGUGGUUAGAACAUUCAUUACGUUUACUAACUACCACCUACCUUGACUGGCUAUAUUUACUGGUAUGGGGACACGUUGGAAGAAAGUUACGAGUGUCAAAACCGAAGUGUGUCAUCAAUUCAUAAAGUCAUUAACUGUUGGUCCAAGCCACGUAGGUAAAAGCAGACUACCUGGUUUGGGUCUGCAUGAUAACUGUGAUUAGUGGUUGGAGACUUUGGAUGAUGUGACUCAAAAUUGAACACAGAGAUGUAAAUGCAUUCAUUUUUUUAUUCUCCUUCAGAUCUGGAAUCCCAGUAUUUUUUUGUACAUACCUUUGCAUUCAGUCUUUUUAAAACAUAUUCUCAAUGCCUAGUUUUUCUCAUUGUUAUUCCUACAACACUAUUCUGAUCUCUUUUAUAGUUCGUCUUGUCGAUUUCAUUUAAUUGUGCUAAUAUGAUGUUGCAGUGUGUGUCAGCGCAUAUCUGUACCCAGACUCCAUAUUGUUAAUGACUAGCUGACUGUAACGCUUUACAAAGAGAGUUAGUUCAUAUAAAAUGAAAUGCUAAAAACAGUUGUUUAUUAACUUGAUAUUCUACUAACAGCUUGUAAUUCCUACGCAGAACAGGAUGUUUUUCUACCUCUCCAGUAAUUUUAGGGUGAAUUAUUGAUUUCUAAUGGAUUUAACAAUUAUUAACACUUGAGUUAUUCAUUUCACCUGAUAUGCCAGAACUACUUGAAUUUGUGUGUAUUUGAAGACAAGAUUCAGUCAAAAAUAUUGGUUUUUAAUAAAAGGUUUAUGCACUAAAUUAAAUUGCUCUUAACUAUGCCAUGUUUUUUUUUCAGUCGUUGUUCAUAAAUUCCUUCCACUAUACUGUUAAUAUUUUAUUCCAGUUUGCGAGCACUUAUGAAAGUUCCCAUGCAUCGAUAGCUAUAUUUAGCCAUCCUCAGUAUGUAAUCCAUCGUAUGAAAUUCAUUCGUAUUUUAUUACAGUUUUAUUUCGCUUUAUUUUCAAGCUGAAGAAUUCAUGACUACAAAUACAUCGACGACAGCUGUUACUAACAAUUCUUCUGCACAUUAUACUGGCUCAUUUACACCAACUUCUCAUACAGAUAGUGGAAGUAAAAAGAAACGUCGUAGAUCGCCUUCUCCGUCAGCAUUUGACUCAACUAUGCCAAAUGUUAGCGGUAAGAAAAGACGCCCUGGUUCAUCAUUUACUGGUUCACAUGAACGUUCAAGUCGUGGGCCAAGUAGUCAUGGCGGAUCUCGUAAAAUUCGAAAAGAGGAUGAAGACGAAUCAUUUUCAUGUCAAACUGGUCCACAAGAUCCUAACAAAGAGGAUACAAAUGAUACAGACAUCACUAAAGAUUUUGAUGAUCCUGAACCACCAAAUAAAAUUACACAAAUUACAUCAUCAAAUGGUUCCACAACAUCAGGAUUCAAUGUAUCACGACCAACACGUACUAAUAAUAGUAUUAAUGCAUCACAUGGUGGGGGAGGUGAACUAGGUAUUGGUAAAUCAUUGUUUGAUCUAGAUGAAGAUAAUGAAACAACCGGUGAUGCUAUGGAUGGAGGUCUCAAUGAAUAUCACACUAGUGGCGGUAUAAGUGGAGUUGGUGAAAUGAGUUCUGUCAAUUGUGCUCAAAAUGGUGAUGAAAAUCGACAAAGUGUUAUUCAUACUGAUUUAAGUGUAACAGAACAAGCUCAUUGUAUAGUGAUACCAUCUUAUUCAGCUUGGUUUGAUUAUAAUGCUAUACAUGGAAUUGAACGUCGUGCAUUACCAGAAUUUUUCAAUGGUCAAAAUAAAAGUAAAACACCGGAAGUUUAUUUGGCUUAUCGUAAUUUUAUGGUUGAUACAUAUCGUUUAAAUCCUCAGGAAUAUCUUACAUUUACAGCUUGUCGAAGAAAUCUCACUGGUGAUGUUUGUUCAAUUCUUAGAGUUCAUGCAUUUUUAGAACAAUGGGGUUUAAUUAAUUAUCAAGUUACUGCACCCUUAACAACAAUAACAAAUUCAUCAUCAUCAAAUGGAAUCAAUAAUUUAAAUGGUACUUCUAGUACUACUAUUGGUGCUACUACCACUACUACUAAUACUGCUGGUAAUAAUUCAUCAGAAGCUGCUCGUCUUGCGGUAGCUGCUAGUUUAGGACCACCAAGUACUGCACAUUUUCAUAUAUUAGCUGAUAGUGCUAGUGGUCUACAACCUAUUGGUACACAAAAUUUAGCUGGAACAAAUUCAAUAAUUCCACCUAUUACUACUAAUAAUAAUAGUAGUACUAUUGAUAAUGGUAGUAAUAUUACUGCUACUACUACGACGACGACUUCAACUGACGGGAAUCAAUUAGAUCCGUAUAAAAUGCAAUCUAAUACUAAUAAUGACAGUAAUAGUAAUGAUACUACUACCUCAUUAAUCAGUAAUAAUAUACCUAAACAAGAAUCGCAAGGAACCGAAUGUGCGAACGCAACAACGACGUUAAAUCCUACAAUUCCUGCUUCUGUAACAACUGUCAGUUCUGGAAUAUGUAUUACUAAUAGUACACAACCUUUAAAUAAACAACCAAUUAUCGGUGAUCCAAAUUUACGUACAGAUCAAUAUCUCACUAAUGCAAGCAUUGCGAAAACUACUUGUUUAAAUUCUACGGAUAGUCGUAGCCAACCUUCUACAACUAAUUUAGAUGCAACAUCACAGUCGGUAAUUGUUAAUAACAAACUUAUGAAAGGUGCUACACAAAGUGGUUGGAGUGAUCAAGAAACUCUAUUGUUAUUAGAAGCCUUAGAACUUUAUCGGGAUGAUUGGAAUAAGGUUGCUGAACAUGUAGGAAGUCGUACACAAGAAGAAUGUAUUCUUCAUUUUCUACGUCUACCUAUUGAAGAUGCUUAUUUAGAAGGUUCAGAUCCUAUAUUAAAUUUAACAUCAUUAGCAAAUUCCAAUCAUCCUACAUUGCCUUUUUCAAAAGCUGCUAAUCCUAUCCUAUCAACUGUAGCAUUUUUAGCCGCUGCUGUUGAUCCACGUGUAGCAUCAGCGGCAGCUCAAGCAGCACUUAUAGAAUAUGCUAAAAUGCGUGAUGAAGUACCAGCUGGUCUAUUACGUGAACAUAAAGCACGUGUUGAAAAUGCAGUAAAAUUAGGUCACCAAAUUGAUCCACAAAAAUUUGGUUUAGAUGAAGUUGGUGGUAAUAAUCAAUUAAUGGAAUCAGAAAAAUUAUGUAAAUCAUCUACACAAUCAAUUACAACAGAGAAAUUAUCAGUAGUUGGUAAUGAACAAAUGUCAAUGGAUAAUGAUAUAAUAAAAGAAACAACUAAUCAUAAAGAAACUGUUCCAAUGGACACAACAAUAACAGCUGUUCCCACUGACGACACCACAAAUGAAAGUAAAGUCACUGAAAAUCGUGAUAAACACGAUGACGAUGAUGACGAUAAUAUUAAUAACAAUAAUGUAACAACAAAGUUGGAAAAAUAUAAAAUGGAGGAAAAUGUAGAAAAUGACAGCAGUAAAACUGAGCAGGUGACAAUUGACGAACAACAACAGGAUUCAACUGAUGUGAAUCAAACACCGCCUACAGUAAUGGAUGAAGCUCCUGUCGCUACUGCUGAAGUUGUUGGCAGUGACAGAAUUCAAACAAAAUCACCUGAUGAACAAUUAAAGGAUACGGUUGAACAAGAAAAACUCACUAAGUCUGUUAUAGAUUCUUCUACUACACAACAAAUGGAAAAAUCAACUAGUGAACAAGUAUCUAAUGAAAAAUUAGUCACUAACACCUCAUCAUUAUCGUCUUCAUCUUCAUUACCACCAAAUCCGAAUAGUUUAGGUACAGCUGCAGCAUGUGCAUUAGCUGCUGCAGCUAUUAAAGCACGUCAUUUAGCCAGUGUUGAAGAAAAACGUAUAAAAGGUUUAGUCGCUCAAUUAGUUGAAACACAGUUGAAAAAACUCGAUAUAAAACUUAAACAAAUCCAGGAAUUAGAAAGUAUCAUGGAACGUGAAUAUGAAAUGAUUGAGCAAAUGCGUCAACAAUUAUUACAAGAACGUCAAGCAUUUCAUAUGGAAGUGAUUAAAACAAUGGAGAAUCGUGCCAGAGCUUUAAUGCAUCAUCAUCAUCAACAACAACAGCAACAAAGUAGUAACGUCGUUUUGCCCCAACAACAACAACUACAGCAGCCACAAAAUCCUUUACAACCUCCUUAUUCUGGUACUCAAGGUUCUUGUUCAGUAGUAAUGAAUCCAGUCCUACACUCUAAUCCUUCAAUGCAACCAGGACCUCAUGUUAUUCAACCAACUAGUAGUAAUUAUCCAGCACAAACUGCACCAAUUUCUAAUGAUCCAAGAUCGGUUUUAAAUUCUACCUCUACAAAUCUAACAGUUUAUCCAUCAUCAAAUUAUGGGACAAUCACAACAACAACUCCGUCUGUUUUGCCUUCUCCAAAUCAACAACUAUCAUCUGGUGGACAUAUUUCUCCGACACCUACUCAACUUAUUCAACAUCAUCCACGUGAUGAGUGUCAAGCACAACCACCGAUGACGACGAUGACCACGGUGACAACAACAACAACAACACAGCCAGCCUCUAAUACACUACCGCAAACAGAAACAACUUGUGAUUCUUGGUCAGAAUCUGUCUAUCCUAUUACAUCGGAACCACACACUGUUCGUCAAAUUAUUGAACCAUCGAAUGAUACGCCUGUACCUAAUAUCACCGUAACAGUUGCACAAAAUGUUGUAACUCAUUCAGAUCCUUCUUUGGUGGUUGUUACUACAAGCUCUAAAAUUACCCAACCUAUUGAUUCAGUCAGUGAAGAUGUGGUAUUUUUUGAAUCAUCCAAACAUCAUGCACCACCUUCUACUGAAGUUAAUGCAUGUACUGUUGCAAGCUUACUAUCAGAUGAUAAUAAUGUUCCUGUUCCAUCUGUUUCUAGCCCAUCAAUUACUGAUACUAAUCCUCCUGAAUUGUCUACUUCGAACGAAGAGAAUAUUGUUCAAGGAGAAUAGUUGAUUCUGCUUUGUUAUUAAUAUUAAAUCAAAUUACUCUUACCAUUGUUAUCCCUGUUAUUACUACUACUAUUAAUGGUAGUAGUAGUAGUAGUGGUAGUAUUAACCUUACCAUAUUUCAAACUCUCAGUAAAUAUUCAUUUGUUAAAUUAUUCCAUCCUAAUUACUAUAUGUUAUCUUUACUCAUCAUCCCAUUAUUAAAUGUACCCUAUUAACCGGAGCAUUUAAUGUUAAAACAUUGUUAUAUUGUUUCUUUUUAUGUAAUACAUUGUGUGAUGAAUGUUUUUUUUGGGGGGGGGCGGGAUGAUUGCAGUUCGAAUAGGAAAUCCAUUUUUUUUUAUCCCUUAUUCUUUUUUUAUGUACGCUUUGUAUAUUUAUUAUUAGCUAGCAGAUAUUGGUAUGAGAGGUUUGUAGGGAUUGUUAUGUUUUCUAUAGUUCACAUUAUGGAUUGAUCUUAUUUAAACAAACUUUGAAAACUAAAAAGCACUGAGACAUUUGUUUCGUCCUCGCAUAGGAUUCUUCAGAAGUGUAUGUUCAGGAUCUGAACGCCUCGAAUUCGACCUCUGAUGAGGUAGCAUACGAAGAUGAUACAACUAUCCAUUGCUUCUUGGAUCCCAGUGAUUGCCUAAUUUAUGUCAGUCUGUAACGUGAAUGAGAUUAUGGGUUACGCUAUUUAUGCUGACAGAUACAAAUUGUAUGUAGCAACAAUCUGAGAUAGAAUGCCUGUCAGCAUAGAAUCGAAUUGAAGCGAACAAGGUGGAAAACAAAGAACAUUUGGAAUAAUGACAGGAUUAAAAGAAUCAUGAAGUAUGUAUAACUUUCAUAUUUUACAAAGGCAUUGGGUAAUUCUGCAAGAAAUCUGUAAAGCAGUUUACCGUACCUUAGUUUUCGUUCGUUACAAUAUAACGGCAGAAUGCAAAUGUUCUCAUUUACCACGAUAUACUACUACAAUGUGAUAAUACGGCUUGGCACGAAAUUAUAUCACCAUGAAACUGGUUACUAAAUUGGUACGCUACACAUGUUUUACCAAAUAUCAAAAAUUAGACUAUAUGCCAUACAAGAUUUCAUUUAACAUAAUUACAAGCAGGCUAC